CGAAGAGAUCAGCUCAGCUGAUGUACCGGGAUAGCUGUGUAAAAGACGAACAUACAAAACAAAAAAUACAGCCGAUUUGUUUAUCGUAUUACUAACCUCAAUCUGAUUCUGAAAUGCUAGAACUUCAUCACGGAAGACUGAUCACAUUAUUAUUGAUUCACUCCCAGCACAGUGUUACCAAUCUGAAAUGUAUCAGGCAGCUGUAAUUGGCCUUGGUCUUUCCCAUUCACUACUGAAACCUGUUGGAAUACUUUCUCUUCAUUCCUUCUCAAGGAUUAGGAUAGAAAGUUUCUCUACCUCUUCAGUUUUACUUAGGAAAAUGGCUCUGUCACCCAAACUUACAGGUGAGGACAGGGAGUCACACUUAAAACCUCUUUUACAAAAGCAGUGGGUCCUGGAGGAUGGGAAGGACGCAAUUCACAAAGAUUUUCAGUUUAAAGACUUCAACCAGGCAUUCAGCUUCAUGACCCGUGUAGCACUGCUGGCUGAGAAGAUGGAUCAUCAUCCAGAAUGGUUCAAUGUCUACAACAAAGUCAAGGUCACACUGUGGAGUCACGAUGUUCAGGGGCUGAGUCAACGGGACAUCAAGAUGGCCACUUUCAUGGAGACUGUCGCUGCAUCCUUGGCAGCUUAAGUAACGGAGAUAAUAAUAUAUGUGUGAUAUUUUCUAUUGUUUUAUUUUUAGAAUAUAAUAUAAUGUUAAUUUACAAACCUA
This is a messenger RNA of Homalodisca vitripennis (glassy-winged sharpshooter), 715 nucleotides long. RefSeq names its product probable pterin-4-alpha-carbinolamine dehydratase. The transcript is spliced from 4 exons. Gene Ontology annotation, molecular function: 4-alpha-hydroxytetrahydrobiopterin dehydratase activity. Gene Ontology annotation, biological process: tetrahydrobiopterin biosynthetic process. The record is from RefSeq and is a predicted model, not a curated record. NCBI's taxonomy places the organism in Eukaryota, Metazoa, Arthropoda, Insecta, Hemiptera, Cicadellidae. Bases 188 to 634 code for a protein of 148 amino acids.